UUUUCACUGCUGUGCAGUUUCGCAUAUUACGUGCUGCGGUUAUUGACUCCAUUUCCUUCUCUAUAUACAAGUCCUCGCCAUGACUCGCUAUGGUAAAGCGCUCUCUACCUUGAUGGCAACCGCCAGCGCAGCCGAAGGUACGGCAUAUGCGCGAUGUGGUGGCAGUGGUUGGACUGGUGCUGUGACAUGUGUGUCUGGCUAUCAUUGUCAGUACCAGAAUGAUUGGUACUCUCAAUGUGUUCCCGGCGAUGCUACGGGCUCGAUCGAGGCUACCACCUCGACCAAGACAAUCGUGAAAGCUACCACGCUUGUGACAAUCCAUCGAUCUUCUGGCACACCCCAUGCCUCCACAGCCUGGGAGAAGCCCACGACGUCCACGCAUGCGCUUCCAGCCGUCACUUCCCAAGCCACCACGCUUGUGACAACCCAUCGAUCUUCCGGCACACCCCAUGCCUCCACAGCCUGGGAGAAGCCCACGACGUCCACGCAUGCGCUUCCAGCCGUCACUGUCGAAGCCGUUAAAUCUUCAGGACUUACGCAGUACGCAGGUGUCAAUAUUGCUGGAUUUGACUUUGGCUGUUCUACCGAUGGAUCAUGCUCAGGUUCAUACACAAACCCAGGCGACAAUGGCAUUGCUCAAAUGAAGCAUUUUGCUACCGCUGACAAGCUCAACGCCUUCCGUCUGCCCAUUGGCUGGCAAUACCUCGUGAACAAUCAGCUUGGUGGAUCGCUCGAUACCACUGUGGUCGCUGCUUACGACGCCUUGGUGCAAGGCUGCCUGGCAACUGGUGCACUCUGCAUCAUCGAUCUUCACAACUAUGCCCGCUGGAAUGGCGCUGUCGUCGGUCAAGGUGGCCCUACCAAUGCUCAGUUUGCUGAUGUUUGGUCGAAGCUUGCUACAAAGUAUGCUUCCACGACGAACAUCGCAUUCGGACUUAUGAACGAACCGCACGAUCUCACGAUGACUACCUGGGCUGCAUCCGUUCAAGCUGCAGUCACUGCCAUCCGCAAAGCUGGUGCCACGUCGCAGUACAUUCUUCUUCCUGGUACAGACUACACGUCUGCGGGUACUUUCGUUCAGAACAGCGGCCCAGCGCUUCUCACUGUCAAGGACACAGAUGGCACUACGAGCAAGCUGAUCUUUGACGUUCACCGAUACUUGGAUUCCGACAACAGCGGCACACACGCAGAAUGCGUUACCGAUCAUGUCUCGGAUACAUUCACCCCGCUAGCUACAUGGCUCCGAACCAACGGGCGUAAGGCUAUCCUUUCUGAGAUUGGUGGCGGCAACACUGCCUCCUGUGAAACGGAUGUCUGCGCUGCAAUCGCUUCGCUCAACAAGAACAGCGACGUAUAUCUUGGGUACAUUGGUUGGUCUGCUGGUGCUUUCGACACCUCUUACACGCUUUCUAUGACGCCGACGGGCUCGACUGACCAGCCUUUGAUGUCCAAAUGCUUCAGCCGUGCAUGAUUCACCAGAGUUGUGCCACUGCCACAUUCGCGGACGCUGCACUUCAGAUACAUACAUUUGUCUGGCAGUUCACAUUUCUUUUCUCUUUUCCCAACCUUACCUGUACAUAUUUUCGGGUAGCUAGAGCUUCAAAAAAUCUAGUCCUCCUGCG
Molecule: messenger RNA, 1622 nt
Organism: Didymella exigua CBS 183.55
Lineage: Eukaryota; Fungi; Ascomycota; Dothideomycetes; Pleosporales; Didymellaceae
Product: glycoside hydrolase family 5 protein
Exons: 3
Coding region: 80-1471 (463 amino acids)
Biological process (GO): glucan catabolic process
Cellular component (GO): extracellular region
Molecular function (GO): cellulose binding; hydrolase activity, hydrolyzing O-glycosyl compounds
Source: RefSeq, a predicted model, not a curated record